This is a messenger RNA of Trypanosoma grayi, 348 nucleotides long. RefSeq lists its product as hypothetical. Bases 1 to 348 code for a protein of 115 amino acids. The record is from RefSeq and is a predicted model, not a curated record. The transcript has a single exon. Lineage: Eukaryota; Euglenozoa; Kinetoplastea; Trypanosomatida; Trypanosomatidae.
AUGAGUGGUAGCUCCUCAAGCACCAACAUGGAGGGAACGAGUUCUGACGCUCUGACACUCGCGCAGCCCAAUCCCGAAGCUGACAUUGCUGCGAAAGACCACAACAAUGAAGAUCGUAUUCUGGGCUCCGCUCCUCAAGUCGCAGAUGUACAAAAUGAUUCCAUGAAUACACAUGAAUCUCCUGCCAUUGCCUCCACGAGUGUCCCAGAGGCCACAAACAACAAUCCAAGCGAUACUCCAGGUGCACAAACGGCCAGGGAAACGAAGAAUGCGGACAGCAGCGUCAGUCCUGUGUGGGUGCAUGCACCGCUGCUUCUGCUGACGUUUCUAGCAGUGGCGGCUGUGUGA